AUGGCGGAUAGCUACAGCCAGGACAGCGAGCCUACCACACGCACGUUGCUGCGGCGCGUGCUGGAUACCGCGGACACGCGCACCCCGCAGCGACGCCGAAGUGCUGGAAUUGGUGCCCAGAAAUCCCUACUUGAAACACCUUCCUCCAGGAGGUUGAGCAGCUCAACAAAGACGAAUGCAAGGCGGCGUUCCCAAAGAGCCAGGUCUAUUGGCAGAUUGGCCCAUGUUCAAACCAGUGGACACCUGGAGGAACAGACACCCCGGACUCUGCUGAAGAACAUCCUUCUAACUGCCCCAGAAUCUUCCAUCAUGAUGCCAGAGUCAGUGGUCAAGCCAGUGCCAACACCGCAGGUGGUCCAAUCCUCUAGACAGGAAAGCAUUCGGGGCAGCCUGGAGCUGCAACUUCCUGAGCUCGAGCCCCCUACAACCCUGGCUCUCGGUCUGCUGGCUCCUGGCAGGAGGAAGCGGAGGCUGAGAUUGUCAGUCUUUCAGCAAGGAAUAGACCAGGGGCUGCCUCUCUCCCAAGAGCCUUGUGGGAAUGCCAGUGCCUCUUCUCUCACCAGUUCCCUCAACUUGACCUUUGCCACACCUCUUCAGCCACAGUCAGUGCACAGGCCUGGUUUGGCUCGCAGACCUCCCACCCGUCGAGCUGUAGAUGUGGGUGCAUUUUUGCAGGAUUUGCAAGAUACUUCCCUGGCGCCAACCGACACCGUGUUGGAGGACACUCAGCCCUUCUCCCAGCCCUUGGUUGGCCAUUCCCCCAGUGUGUACCACUCCCUGCCCUGUCUCUCUUACACUGAGGCUAAAGAUGCUGAGAAGGCUGUCAGUCACAGGACACAGAGGAGUGGGCCUAAGCUGCAGAACCACAGUCCUGGAAAACCAUCCCAACUUCUGGCAGGAAAGUCAAAGAAGGUUGAUGCCCUUGCUAUGAGCUUCCCAAACACCAGCAGUGCUAUUGCUGGAGAAGAUGAAGUACAGCCCUUACAGGGAGGAGUUGGUGAGAACGCAGAAGAGAGGAUGGAGGAAAGUUUGAGUGUGAGUGAAGUGAAGGACACAACAGGAACACAAGGAUCUGUUAGGACAGACAAGUCUGACAGAAAUGAAACGUCAGAAGCUGUUGAGGCCAAGGAGCCAGAGGGAUCUUCAGGAGAUGAGAACAUCUCUGGUAGGACAGCAAGUCCAGAAUUGGCCUCCAGCACCACUGAGUUUCUUCAGGCCAGGCAACUUCAGUUUCUUGAGUCAGCCCCACCGCCUAGCACUGCCAUCUUAUCCUCAGAGCCUCUGGAGCCUCUACCGACCAGGCUUCCUCCCAGGGCCAGAACCCUUGGCCCCAGGCCCCGUCAAGAUCCCCACAAGACUGGAUUGAACCACUAUGUGAAACUCUUCAGCUUCUAUGCUAAGAUGCCCAUGGAGAAGAAGGCUCUUGAAAUGGUGGAGAAGUGCCUGGACAAGUAUUUCCAGCAUCUUUGUGACGACCUGGAGGUGUUUGCUGCUCAUGCUGGCCGCAAGACUGUGAGACCAGAGGACCUGGAACUGCUGAUGCGUCGGCAGGGCCUGGUCAACGACCAAGUCUCUUUGCAUGUGCUUGUGGAGCGGCACCUGCCCCUGGAAUACCGGCAGCUGCUCAUCCCUUGUGCAUUCAGUGGUAACUCUGUCUUUCCUGCUCAGUAG
Messenger RNA from Puma concolor (puma), 1671 nucleotides. Lineage: Eukaryota; Metazoa; Chordata; Mammalia; Carnivora; Felidae. The record is from RefSeq and is a predicted model, not a curated record.